CCUCGUCUCGCUCGCAUGCGCCAACACCCAGAUGGCCGGCUUCGCCCCGCUGCGCUGUCGUGCCGAUGCCGCGGGCCACUUCCUCGCACAUGCCGCUGAUCGUGUCGCCUUCUCCUGGCCAGUGCUGCAGCCCUCGCGCGAGGCGCGACGCUUCACGCUGCAGCCUGCGCACCUCGCGGCCGCGGCGGCGCACCAGGAGGGCGCCUGGCUCGUGCUCGACUUUUCCGCGGGCCGGCAUCCGCCCGCCGCAGUGCAGGCAUUCCUGGCUGCCGACAUGCAGGAGGGCGUGGCAUUGAAAGCGGAAGAGCUGGCCAGCGAGGCAUUUGCGCUGCUCUCCGCCGAGGCGCAGGGCCAGCUGGCGCCGCGCGAUCGACACUUGAAGAGGAUGAAGGCGUGGAUUGGGGGGAGGAUGAAGGGAUGGACUGUUAGGGCUUCGUGGUCGGCAAAUUUCCCGAUCGACUUGCAACUGCAGCUGCAUACGCCUCAAAGCAUGCUGGCAGCAGGCGGCACAUCCUGGCAGGCCGAGUCUGCCGCCUCUGCCCACGACGCCGCCGUCGCUGGCAGCUCGUCGUUGGUCUCUUCCAGCAGCAGCCGCAGCAGCAGCAGCAGCAGCAGCAGCAGCAGCAGCAGCAGCAGCAGCAGCAGCAGCAGCAGCAGCGCGGCGCCAAAGACGAGACGACUCAGCGACGCAGAUGCACUGGCUGCAGCCGAGGAUCUGCUCCUUCCUUGCCCCCGGGUGUACCUGCAUCUGCGCGCGACACACACUGGCGUGCCUCUCUCUGCGCCGCGCACUUGGCCGUCGGUGCGCCUCGAGACGCUGGCCGAGCGUCUCUUUGCGCCGCUGGCGCCCGGCGCCCCUGCCGCCGGCGCCGCACAAGGCACAACCGCCGCAGCGCCACGGCCGCCGCCGGCGGUGCCGCUGCUGCUGCUGCUGGAGCGUGCGUGGCUGGGCGGCGUGCUGCCCGGCACGGCGUGCGAUGCGCUGCUGCUGCUCGGCGGCGUGCUGGCGCUGCUUGCGUAUGCAGUGCUGCCGCACGUCAGGCGAUGCGUGGGGCACGAGGUGCGGGCGGUGAGGGCGCAAUUGGCGGACAAGGAGGAAUGAAUGGGCCCAUGCCCCGUUUGCGUCUCUGGCCGCACGGCUUUGCCCCUCGAGACUGUGCUCGUGGCAGCAAGACGGCGCGGAGAGGCAACGCUGUGCCCUUGGGGCAUGGGCAGAUGACUGC
Tilletiopsis washingtonensis is the source of this 1223-nucleotide messenger RNA. RefSeq lists its product as hypothetical. Lineage: Eukaryota; Fungi; Basidiomycota; Exobasidiomycetes; Entylomatales. The record is from RefSeq and is a predicted model, not a curated record. Bases 32 to 1102 code for a protein of 356 amino acids. The transcript has 3 exons.